CAGCAGGUGGGAGCUUCCUAAGCCAGACAAAGGAGACCUGACAAGAAACUGUGGUGAAGGGACGAGCCCAAGGCAAAGGAAUGUCCGGUCACCUCCUCCCCUGGAGCAGGCAGCUGAGAUCUGCAUAGACAGGAGACAUUUUGCAAGACUCAACACCUGGAGCAGUGCUAACCAGGCAAGGACGGGGCUCUGUUGUAUCAAGAUGUUGAUCUCUCUCUCUCUCUCUUUCUCUCCCUUUCUCUGUUUGUGCGUUUGUGUAGUCCUGUUGCAUUUGGUAAGGCAAGUGAGGAACUGGCAAGCGGGGCAGAAAGGAGCAGCAGCAGCUGUGAGGAUCGGUGUUGCUUUUUUUCUUUAAAUGUUAAAGAAAGGAAAAGCGCUUUAGAGAGCUUUUUUGGGGGCUGGGGUUAUUUGCUGUUUGGAGUAUGGAGCUCUUUAAGACAGCUGUGAGGGAGAGGUCUCAGCUGUGCGUAUAGCUCAGUUUACUUGGGCUCUCCUUACCUUUCCUGGGUCUGCAGCCGCCUGCUGCAGAGCAUCCAGCCCUGUGGGAGAGGGAUGUGGGGAUCGAGUUGCCAUAGGAUUCACUGGUGCAUGGUGCUUCCCUCCUUGUAAAAAUAAAUCCCACAGUGUGUCUGGAUCAGGACUGGAGUGAGCCAGGUGCGCAUCUGUGCCAGCAGGGCAGACUGGGGAGUGCUACAGCUCCUGCAUGCAGCUUUGCUGCAGCUGAUUAAUGCUGCAGGGGGGAGGGAGGAAGUUCUCCAGGGGGAACUGAACCUCCCAGGUGAAGGAAUCUCAGCCAGACGCAGCUUUAAUGGGGAUAUGGAAGCAGAAUAAGAGAUUGAAGUAACUGGGGUUGUAGCUGCCUGUCCUGCCAGCUUGUCCCUGUUCCACCUUUCCCUUCCCUGCUCCAGCUCCCUGCCAUUGGCUUUGUGAGCAUCCUGCAUGUACUGCCUGGCAUGAGGGCUCAGCCUCACUCACCAGGGCAGCUGUGCCAAACCCUGCUGCAGAGGAGAGCAGGAUGGGCUGCGGUGAGGCUCUGCCAGGGCCCUCAGGAACUAUGGAGGUCGGUCCCUGCCUGGCUUAGUGCCCCUCUGUGAUGUGUGGGGUGAAAAACCUGGAAAGAAAUCAUCCCUGAGCUGGUGCUGUGGCUCAGGAAGUUUUGGAAGUCUCCAGUAGCCUGGCUGCUGUUAUUCAGUGGUUUGAGCUACAGCUCUAAGGACGUCUUGAAGGGCCAGGAUCCAGAGGACCGGCUCCUUGCAGCUUCGUUCCUUGGCUUCCUUAAAUAACUCCCUCUCUGCUCUGUGCCUCAAUUUCCCCAUCUGUGAAAUGGAGGUAAUUUGAUGCCCUCCGUAUCAAAGCAUUCUGACAUUUACUGAAGGAAAUAGCUGUACAGGCAAAGGAACAAUCAUUUCCUGGAAUACACUGGGGUCUUUUAGAGUAUUUUCUCUGCACUGCCCUGAUAUUAGAUAGAUACGAUCCUCCUCUGCAGCAAAUUGCUAUAGCCCAGUUGAACUCAAUUGAGCUGUGCUGGUUUGUGCUGCAGAUAAUCUUUAAAGUCUUUUCCAACAUAAGCCAGUCUACGAUUAGGAGAAAUAACUGGUAGAAAAGAUGCACGGACAACAAACUUUGUAUCUCCAGGGCUCACUGCCUCAGGUAGAACAUCAUUUGCUGAGCUUUCCUGCUCCAGGUGGGCAGCCCUGAUGUCGGCCAAACUCUACGUGCUCAUCAGCUGGCCUGAUGGCAGCCGUGUCAUCAGCAUGGAGAACAUCAAGGAGCCCCGCAAGCCCUUCCAUCUCUAUGCUGUGGGUGAGCAGGUGCUGGCCCGCUGCCCCGGCUUCAGUGGGCUCUACUGGGGCAUUGUGGAAGGCAUAAGUGAGCAUAAAGAUGCGUUGGAGAAGAAGCUGCUGGAAGAUAGACAACUCCUGGAGAAGUUAAAAGAUGAACCAGCUGCCCACAGUGUGAUGCCACCCCAGCCAAAAAAAUCCAGGAAAACCUUCCCAAAAUGGACCCCAGUGAAUGCAUGCAGGAAAUACCACACUGACAGGACUUACUCUGGGAAGCCACUGCUGCAGGCAGCUGAGCCCAGCCUGCCCUGCAGUGCUGGCAGCCCCUCCAUCACCAAGGAGAGAUGUACCCUGGGGCCACCCCAUCUUACCAGCACCUUCCCCCCUCCAGCCACUUUUGUCAGCCUGGCUGUGCCAGGGACUUCCCAGGGUGAGGAAGACAGAGCUGACACCACUACCAAAGACUACGUUGCCCUGGCAAUGAAGAGGAAGUCAGAUGGCAUCUUGUCCCACUGCCAGCAGCACAUCUGUCUGAACAGCUAUGAAGAAGGAAAGCUGGACACUUUGCAGGAGAUGGAUGGCUUCGAGAGAGUUCAGAAAAAAAUUGCUCCCAGUGAAAUGGAAAGAGAGAAGAUAGAUCAGCUGGAAAGGAUGGUCUUAGACCUCCAGCAGGACGUCCUCUCUCUGAAGAAGAAGGUACAGAGGCUGGAAUCCCUGUCCUUUCAGGAGGAGCCCCACCGGCAGCCCUGCGAGGUGGUAGAGCUCUUCAAUGGUUACACCAAGGAACAGCUCCGAGAAGCAAUCCGCUUCGACCAGAAGAUCAGCACUGCCUGCAAGACGCUGCUCUACAAGCUCUUCACUUCCGACUACAUCCAGAGCCACUCCAUCACGGGGCGCAGAGGCAACACUUUCCGAGAGGCAAAACCCAUGAUGGAUGAGCGCUGCAUCAAAAUCAUCAGGGUGCUGCUGAAACAGAAGUUUGGGGACCACCUCAGUGACACGGUGAUCACAGAGAAGAUACAAAACGUGCAGAAAGCUCUGAGGCAGAAGUUUAAGACAGAAUGUCUCUGACACGGGGGUGAUUUGGUGUCUCUGGUCCUACUCUUCUCAUUGAUGCGCCUGAGCAUCCCUCCCAGAAAUAUCGUGUCUGCGUUGCUGCUGCUUGGCUGAUUCCUCCCGAGGCACUGAAGAUGAUACAAACCUUUCACAAUCGUCUACCUGCAUUAAUCAGAGGGAAGUUUGCUCAGCUUGGCCCCAGGUUUGCACAUCUGCCAGCAUUUUACCAGUUCCUUCCACUCCAGUCUGUGUGCCAACCUCAACUCAUAGCUGGGUGUUGAUUCCUGGGUCUUCUUGAUGGACACACUCAAAAGAUGGAAAUUUCCCAUUGGAUCCAAGCGUGGGUUGGUGAGCCAGCCUUGUUCUACUUUGCAGUGGCCAGGGAGGGAGAUUGGUGAUGGGACAGGAGCCGCAGCCCCAAGAAAGCAGCAGCUCCAUUUGCACAAGGACUUGGUAGCACCCAACGUGGCUUCUCCCUGCAUGGCACAGCAGUCCUCUCAUCCUGUGGACAGCACCUGCUCCCUUUUUGAAUGCAUACUGCAGCUUCUCAUGGUAACAGAAGGGCAGGCUCAUUAACACAAUGCCAUAAAACCUUCAGAGAAGGAUUAUUUCUUUUUUUUUUUUUCCCCUCUGCUUUAAUGUGGCUGUCUGGAAGAAGUGUCUGCACUAACGAAGUCUGUUGAACAAGAGAAAGUCUCUUAUGGAAGUUUCAUUGCAUUGAUUUUCCUUUUAAAACUAGAUUAUCUCCAUGGAGAAAUCCUGCAUGUUUCUGUGAAUGGGGGCAAGCAAUGGGGGCAAAAAUUGGCCAACUGCGGGUACACCUUUCCUUCAAAGAUCAGACACAUGGUGAUGCAGCCAUUAUAAUUUAAGUACACUGUUUCUAUCCUAACCAAGAAAUGCCAGGUAGAAUCAGCUGUUUUUUUUGUUUUUUUUUUCCUAUGUGAGAGGCUGUGAGAAAGGACUAGGAAAAAAACUUUUUUUUUUUUUCCUGAAUAAAUUAGAAUUGAGGUCUGGGUGCAUUAAAAGUGUUUUUAACAUUAAAAGAAUAACAUUCUGGCACUAAUCCACCUGACAGAAAUGCUGCAAAUUACCAAACAUUUCCUUUGAAAGAAGCUUCUCAGACAUGAAUUAUUUCUUAAUUUUGAAAUUAUUCAGACAAAGAAAUGUCAGUUGCUUUGAGUUAAAAUGUUUGGUUUAAUUUAUGUAUUUUUCUCUGUUUCCAGUAUUUAAUAUCUUCACGGCCACACAAGAGAUAAUAAUGCAAACUAAAUGUACUGAAAAUAGGGAGAAAAAAAAAGUGUUAUUUUCUGGAUUUUCCCCCUUGCCUCCCUUUUUCUAAUUCAACAAUAAAAUCACUAAGGAAAUACCCUGAGCCGUUUUGCUUUUGGUGGCAAAGAUGUUUGCCUACAAUUUUGGUGCUACUUUCAUUACACGUGUUUAACAGCAUUGGUGGAAUCAAUAACUGAUUAUAUUCCUUUUGUUUCUCCUUCCUCUCAACCAUGUGAAGGUGUCAGGGGUGCUUUCUUGUUAGCAUGGACCUUGAUGUGAGCAGCAGCUGAACCCAAUCACCUGUCAGUGCUGCACCUGGAGCCAUGUGUACCUCUGGUUUAUAAUGAGCAAAAUUGCCCCAAACAGCCCUUAAAAUGUGGCUGCCAUUCCAGCAGUGUGUUACUGAGGACCUCAGGUUGGCCUUACUGCCCAGGCGAGCAGCCCAGGAGAUGCUUUGAGUGUUGGCUUACCAAAGGGAGGACCGAGGAGGCACAGGUAGCCUGAUUUAAUGCACUUUGGCACCAGCCCCUGGGGCUUUGAGCAUCUCCAGAUUCCAGCUCCCCCAGCAGCAGGAUGCAAUGGUGAGGAUGCUGUUUCAGACUUUCCAAGCCCUGGGUGCUCCUUCUGCCUUCGUCCAACCUCCUGGUGUUUUACCACAUCCCUCGCCAAGCUGCAGCCUGGAAAGCCAGCUCACUAAUGUUAUUUAGUAAAAUAUUAAAACACCGUAUUACUUUCCUCCUGGCUGAGCUGCUGAUCGUUACCAUGAAAGGAGGUAAAAAUCAAACAGCAGGGAAGACUGACUGCAGGUACUGAUGGCUCCUGAAACAAGAUGUCUCUAAUUAGCUCCUCUGGAAGCAGCUGAGCCCGGGAACCUUUCUGUCAAGAACCCCAGAAGCCCCCCAAAAUCAGGGCUGGAGAUAGGGGCUGCUGGCUGCUGCCCAGAUCCACGUACAGCAGCCUCUGCACUAAUGAGACCAUGUUCAAAUGGGCUCUUCCAGGCGGUGAACUUUGUCCUCAGGCACUGCUGAAGGCUUUGAUAUGGCAGAGGGGGCUGAAGAAAGGCAACGCAGGGGGCUUUUCGUUAAACUUCAUUUGUGAGGUAUUUGUGGAGGGGAGACAGUGGCUGCAGGCUAAUUGGGAGCACUCAGUCACUGACAAUCAAGCACCUCCACGAGGAAACCAGUGCUCUCCUCUUCUGAACUCCAGCUCGAGCUAAUCAGCCUCAGGAGGGGAGAUCACAG
This is a messenger RNA of Meleagris gallopavo (turkey), 5347 nucleotides long. RefSeq lists its product as uncharacterized. The record is from RefSeq and is a predicted model, not a curated record. Lineage: Eukaryota; Metazoa; Chordata; Aves; Galliformes; Phasianidae. Gene Ontology annotation, molecular function: DNA binding.